Molecule: messenger RNA, 3705 nt
Organism: Rosa chinensis
Lineage: Eukaryota; Viridiplantae; Streptophyta; Magnoliopsida; Rosales; Rosaceae
Exons: 6
Coding region: 1-3705 (1234 amino acids)
Molecular function (GO): RNA-DNA hybrid ribonuclease activity; nucleic acid binding
Source: RefSeq, a predicted model, not a curated record
AUGGCCCGAUUCCGGCAAGCGUUGGUGGAUUGUGAGUUAAUUGACAUGGGAUUCGUCGGUCCUAGGUUUACCUGGUCUAAUAGGUUUACCAAGGAACGGCUGGAUCGUGCUUGUCAAAAUGUGCAAUGGAGAGAACUUUACCCUUUUUCUAGAUGUCUUACUCUCCCUCUGAGUAGGUCCGAUCACUGCCCUCUCCUCAUUGAAGUGUCUCCGGAGCCAGCUGUUCGAACUCGAACACCUAAACUGUUUCGUUUUGAGGAGAUGUGGUUACAGCAUAUGGACUGUUUGAACGUGGUUCAGCAAGGGUGGAUGCUUCCAACUAUAGGGGAACCAAUGAUGCAGGUUGGAAGGAAAAUCAAACAAACAGGUCAACUUUUAUUACGUUGGCAUUCUGGAGUUUUCCAACAAAGACAAACUGAGAUGAAGCUGAUUCAGGGUAAAUUGGACGUCUUGAUGAAACAGAAUUUCGAGCCCAGGCAUUUUGAUGUACAAAAGUCCCUACAGUUUCGCCUCAAUGAAUUGCUUUCGGCUAAUGAAGCGUAUUGGAGGCAGAGAUCUAGAGUACAAUGGCUCAAGGAUGGGGAUCGUAAUACGGCGUUCUUCCAUAGGCGAGCCUCUAAUAGAAGGUGUCGCAAUCGGGUCAAAGGUUUACUUAAUGCUGAAGGACAAUGGACUGUUGAUCAAGGAGAAGUUAAUGAGGUAAUCCUAAAGUAUUAUGAAGACAUUUUCAAGGCUGGUGGUUUUGAUCCGGCAGCUACAGAAGCGGUCCUUGAGUGCUUGCAUCCCAAGGUUUCUCCUGAAAUGAAUGCCGAUCUCACAGCACCCUAUUCUGACUCUGAAAUAAAGAAGGCUCUAUUUCAGAUGCACCCUUCCAAGUCCCCGGGCCCGGAUGGGAUGUCCCCAUGUUUCUUUCAGAAGUUUUGGUCAGUUGUUGAAAAGGAUGUUUGUCUGGCAGUUAGGGAGAUUCUCACUACAGGCCAGAUCUCUCAAGAGUCCAACUUCACUCAUCUCACAUUGAUUCCGAAAAUUAAAGAGCCUAAGUCUGUCUCCGACUUGCGACCUAUUGCGUUGUGCAAUGUUGUAUACAAAAUUGCUUCCAAGGUUUUAGCAAACAGGUUGAAGGCAAUUCUUCCGCAGAUCAUCUCACCUCUACAGAGUGCUUUCGUACCUGGGAGGUUGAUUUCUGACAACACUCUUGUGGCAACCGAAAUAGCUCAUUUCAUGAAGAAACUUCGUAAUCAGGUAGAUGGUUUUUUCUCCCUCAAGUUAGAUAUUUCCAAAGCUUAUGAUCGGUUGGAAUGGCAUUAUUUGGAGGCAGUCUUGCUCAAGUUGGGUUUCUGUUCAACCUGGGUUCAGAUUAUUAUGACAACAGUGACAUCAGUUAGUUACUCGGUUUUAAUCAAUGGAUCUCCUACAGGUUUUAUCUUACCUACUAGGGGUAUCCGGCAAGGGGACCCCCUCUCUCCAUAUUUAUUCAUCCUUUGUGCUGAGGGUCUUUCAUCGUUGAUCUCUUCUUCAGUUGAGCAUGGAGUUGCUAAGGGCAUUAAGAUGUCUCCUACUGCUCCUACGAUACAUCAUCUACUGUUUGAGGACGACAGCUUUCUUUUUGGUGAAGCAACAGUUCCAGAGUGUCACACUUUCAAGAACAUAUUAGAGACAUAUGCCAGGGCCUCGGGGCAACAUAUUAAUCUCCAGAAGUCAAGUGUGGUUUUUAGUGGCAAUGUCAAUUUAAAUAAGCGCAAUGAGCUUGCGGCUAUUUUGGGAGUUGAGUGUGUCACAGAGCAUGGUUUAUACCUCGGGCUUCCUAUACAUGUAGGGCAAAAUAAGUCUGCUAUUUUUGCCUAUUUGAAGGAGCGGCUCACUAAGAAACUUGUCAGUUGGAGGUCUAAAAUUCUCAGUAUUGGAGGUAAGGAGUUACUUAUUAAGGUGGUAGCUCAAACUCUGCCUAAUUACGUUAUGAACUGUUAUGCUCUACCCAAAUCUCUAUGUGAUGAUCUUCAGCAACUUUGUUGUCAAUUUUUUUGGGGAAGUUCUGAUGACCGACGUCGAAUUCAUUGGCGGUCUUGGGAGAGAAUGUGUCUCCCAAAAGAACAAGGAGGUAUGGGCUUUAAAUAUUUGCAUGCUCACAAUCUUGCGAUGCUUGCAAAACAAGGCUGGAGACUCCUUACUAAUCCAAAUUAUCCUUAUGGUUCUUUCCUUACGGCUGACAUGGGUGAGAGGCCAUCGUUUUCUUGGAGAAGCAUUAUGGAAGCUCGACCGGUGUUGCAAGCUGGUUUAUCUUGGCGGAUUGGGACUGGUGUUUCUGUGGCUCACCGGGUUCUUUCUAUCCCUCUUAGUCAUCGAAAUGGACACGACCGAGUUGCAUGGAAGCUUCACAAGAAGGGUUUCUUUUCUGUGAAAUCAGCUUAUACAAUAGCACGAGACUUCUCUAUUGGCAAUGUGUUUGCCUCUCCUUCUAAUGGGGAUCCUUAUGGCCCGGUUUGGAGAGCCUUGUGGAAGGCUAAAGUCCCUAGUAAGGUGGCUAUUUUUGGGUGGAGAGCAGUCCAUAAUCUCCUGCCUACCCGUGCUGCCUUAUCUUUGAAGGGUUAUAAUGGGGACUUACAGUGUGUUGUUUGCUCUAAUGGUGUGGAGACGGUGGAACACCUGUUCUGCCAAUGUAGUUUGGCUAGAGAGAUAGUGGGAGCUCCUCCCUUUAUCAUUCCGGUUUCCUCAUUAUCUUGGAAGGAUUGGUUUUUAGAACGGGUUAACUCGCUGUCAUCAGGUUGCUUUGAAAAAUUGCUUGUGUUGCUUUGGAAUAUUUGGCAGAAUAGGAAUGACAAGUUAUGGAGAGAUUGCUCUAAGACUGGUCCUAGCAUCGUGGCCUCUUCUAUGGCAUGGUUUGAGGAGUAUUCCCAGGUCAAUCAGGCUACUGUAUCUCCUGAUCGGCGAGGACCUACGGGUCAAACAAGAUGGUUUCCUCCAGCGACUGGUACCUUAAAACUGAAUGUUGAUGGUGCGUUCCUAUCGUCUAUUCAGUAUGGAGGUACAGGGGGAGUUCUCAGGAAUGAUCAAGGGGAUUUUAUUGCUGCCUUUUCCUACAGAGCUGAGUUUGUGCUCUCUCCAUUACACGCUGAACUCUUAGCCUUGAAGUAUGGGUUAGAUUUCCUCCAUGCUAUGAAUGUCACGAAGGUGGUCGUGGAAACUGAUUGUUUAGUGGCAGUUCAGGCCAUUAAUUCUUCGACUGAGGAUUUGUCUGAGCUAGGUGCUUUGAUUCAUGACAUCAAAGGCCUUGUAGGUGUAGUGGGAGAUGUUACAGUUGGUUUUACUCCUAGGCAGGCUAACAGAGUUGCUCAUCGCCUAGCUAGUUAUAGCUUUGAUUCAAACAUCCAUCUUGAUUGGUUUGGUCAUGCUCCAGAGUUUGUACUGGAUGCCCUCAUGAGCUCAGUUAAGGCCCUAGAGUGUGCGUUUGAUAGCUCUAUUAUGAGAGUGAUAGAAGCAUUGCAGCCAUUGGAACCUCAACAGAGAGAUAGAGCUUGUAUAAGGCUGAAGAAGGACAAUGUUGCACUUGUUGUUAUAUUAGAAAAACUGGAAAGUGAGGGCACUUGCGAUGGAAUUCAACUAGAAUUUGUGUGGCAAAUACACACAUAUCUGCAUAGGAACUUGUGGUUAGAUGCGAUGUUGCUCGUAAAGCUUUAUGCAAAAGAAAAGGACUUCAAGUUGAGGUAA